UCGACGCCGCCGCCGCCGCCGAUCGUGUAUGCACUAGGUAGGUACUGCAACCGUUAUCAACAGUUAUCACCAACCACUCCGCGUCAGCACUCAUCAUUCGUUCAUAGUUGGCCGACUUGGAAACUGUUCACUAGUUCGCUCGCAGUCUUCGAAGAUUCGUACUUCGUUCUUUUGCUGACGUGCACACCAAUCCGUUCUCAGAAACACGCACCAUGUCUUUUGAAGAAGCAGUCGAUAAGGUAAAGAACUUGAAACAAACUCCCAGCGAUGCCAAUUUGUUGGAGCUCUAUGCAUACUACAAACAAGCGACUGUCGGUGAUGUAAAUACAGCCAAACCUGGGUUUUUGGACUUUAAAGGAAAGGCCAAAUGGGAAGCAUGGAAUUCAAAGAAGAGCACAAGCAAUGAUGAGGCUAAAACAAAGUAUAUUGAAAUUGUUGAUAAGCUUGUUGAAGAAAUCGGCCUCAAAGAUUAAAUGGAAAGGCUCACCUUAAUGCUCACACACAUGCUACACACAAACAUUUACUUAUAAAGUUUACUUAAUCUAUUUAAUUUAAUAAUGAUAACAAAUCAUACAUAUAUUGUAUUCAUGUAUAAUAUAUAUUAAGAUGACCAAGCUUGUUUGGUUUCAUUUUAAAGUGUGCUUCUAAGUCACACAGAAAGACUAUUAUUUACUUUUAUGAUCAACUUUAUUAAUUUACAAAAAAAACAUCACAGUAAAAUUAUUGUUAAUUUAUUUUCAAUAUUUAUAUAUUUAUUUACACAUUAUUGUAGAUUAAUAAUUAAAAAAUUAUAAACAUUCUCAAUGAUACUAUUUUAUUUUUGUCAUUAGUGUAUAACUAUACAUAUUAAAUAUUUCUUUUUAAAGUGCCUUAAAUUAAAAUUGUCGUUUUUAUGAAUUAAGUGAUGCGUCUUUUUACUUUAUCCAAAUUAUUAUAUUAUGUUAAGUCUUAUAACUAGGGUCUGGAUUUUAAGGCACUUAAAAAACUUAAAAUAAUAUGCAUUUUUGCGGAUUGAUGCUUAUAUGCGUUUCCUACAUUCUUAAUUUAUUUUUAAUUAAGCUUAUUGAAAUUAAUAUAAUAUCCAACAUUUUCUUAAUAUAAUAUUCGUAUUUCUUACUUUCAAGUUAAAAUAAAUAUGUUUUUAAAAA
Acyrthosiphon pisum (pea aphid) is the source of this 1148-nucleotide messenger RNA. RefSeq names its product Acyl-CoA binding protein 1 (gene Acbp1). Gene Ontology annotation, biological process: fatty acid metabolic process. Gene Ontology annotation, molecular function: fatty-acyl-CoA binding. The coding region runs from base 213 to 473 and encodes 86 amino acids. NCBI's taxonomy places the organism in Eukaryota, Metazoa, Arthropoda, Insecta, Hemiptera, Aphididae. The record is from RefSeq and is a predicted model, not a curated record. The transcript has 3 exons.